AUGAAAAUCACCACCAUUCUCAGCGCUACGUGCUGGCUGUCAUUCGUAUCCGCUGCAUUUGAUUACAAUAGAGGAGGUGCGGUACUCAAGGCUCCUGACGGCGAUUCGUUCCAAACGGUUAUCGGUACCUUCAUCGUCCCAAACCUAUCUGGCUCGAACCGAUUAUCGAUAUGGAUUGGCAUCGGUGAUGGGCUGGAGCAGAACAAUAUUCUCAGUGGUGGAAUUGUCUACAACAACACUCUGAAGACUUUUGCUUCGUACUUUCCGGACCCAGCAACAGAUACAACUUCGGCUGUUCCAGUUGCAAACGGGGAUUCCAUUACUAUCAUGGUCAAUAUUACACUGACAGGUGGUGCGGUGACGAUUGAGAACAAGACACAAAACAAGACGACGACGCAGAAUGUCGCAGCACCGGCAGGCGUUGAAAUACCCUCCUUCACUGCCCUAGCAGCUGAUUGGUUCGUUCAAGGGUACCAAGUGAUUCCUGGUGAACUUGUAGCAACGCCAGACUUCGGCACGGUAUCUUUCACAGCCGUGAAGGCAACGACGAAGGGUGGAACAGAUGUGCCAGUCUCAAGAGCUGGCCGAUAUGAGAUCCAGGGGACUAGUGGACAGAUGUAUUCUCGAACGACGAUCUCCGACGCAGGUAUUUCGGUGCAGAGACAAAACGUUGGGAAGUAG
Bipolaris oryzae ATCC 44560 is the source of this 681-nucleotide messenger RNA. RefSeq lists its product as uncharacterized. Gene Ontology annotation, biological process: proteolysis. Gene Ontology annotation, molecular function: glutamic-type endopeptidase activity. Lineage: Eukaryota; Fungi; Ascomycota; Dothideomycetes; Pleosporales; Pleosporaceae. The transcript is spliced from 2 exons. The coding region runs from base 1 to 681 and encodes 226 amino acids. The record is from RefSeq and is a predicted model, not a curated record.